This is a messenger RNA of Zychaea mexicana, 755 nucleotides long. RefSeq lists its product as uncharacterized. The coding region runs from base 1 to 684 and encodes 227 amino acids. The transcript is spliced from 3 exons. The record is from RefSeq and is a predicted model, not a curated record. NCBI's taxonomy places the organism in Eukaryota, Fungi, Mucoromycota, Mucoromycetes, Mucorales, Lichtheimiaceae.
AUGUCUGAUCGCAUUACUAUCGUACUCUCUGUUUCAGCAUUCCUGCUAAUACUUCUACCCAAUACUAUUUGCGAGCUCAUUAUGCUCUGCAUUGACGCUGCCUCUGACCAGCCAUUAUGGGCUAGCUUUGUAGUGCUGGCAUUACAUAGUCCGCGAGAUUUUUCCGUCGUGCGAUUACCGUCAUCUCCUGUUGCAAAUGACAUUGUACCGCCCAUUACCAAGAACGACGAAGUCAAGGUUGAAGAAAAAGUUGACACCGAGAAAGGACAAAGAGGAAAAGAAAGAAAAGUUGUAGAGAAGAGGAAUCCAAAGAGGAGAAGAUCAGUCCUUGCGCCUGCUACCGUUACCGAUGAUACCACCACUGCCACGAAUACCUGUUAUGCCGCUGUGCUCACCACUUUCCCUUCCGCCUCACCAACCAUCGCCGCAACCGACUCGACUCUCGGCAAUCGACUGUCUGGCGAUCGUCUCUCUGGCCUUCGUCUCUCUGGUAUUCGACUCUCGGCAUUUGACUCUCGACAAUCGACGCUCGGCAUUCGACUCUCGGCAUUCGACUCUCAGCGAUCAACUCUCUGGCAUUCGACUCUCGGCAUUCGACUCUCGGCAAUCGACACUCGGCAAUCGACACUCGGCAAUCAGCUCCCAGCUUCAGUGUUCGGCUCCCAGCAUCCGAGUAUCCAGUAAGCAGCUCCUCCAGCAUUCGACAACAGCAGCAAAUUUUUUUUUUCUUUUUUGGGUGUUUCGAGAGUCAAUUC